GAAUUUCCUUGCAGAUUGAACUCGUCAAAGACGGACGAAUUCGAGCCUGAGACUAGGAAAGCUCUAAUGCGCCCGUCGAAUCCGCGCCUUUUCUUGUACCAAAAAUAUCACGUUCCCUCCAUUCUUGAAUGCCCCAGUAAGCUCCUGAAAGCCUCAGCCGACUCCAAGAGCUGGAAUUUGGGUAGAGCAGUCCACGCCCGAUUGAUCGUAUCUGAUAAAGUCCCUCAAAAUGAUAUCACCCACAACAACUAUCUCAUCAAUUUCUACUCGAAAUGCGGCCAAAUGUGUUCUGUGCGAAACCUGUUCGACAGAAUGCCUGAAAGAAAUGUUGUUUCUUGGAGUGCUUUGAUGGCCGGUUACCUGCACAAAGGACUCCCGCUGGAAGUCCUUGGGCUGUUCAAAACCAUGCUGUCCGCUGAUGCACGCCCAAAUGAGUAUGUACUUGCCACAGUUAUUGCUUCCUGUUCCAACAGUGGAAGAGACCGAGAAGGAGAGCAGUCUCAUGGGUGCGUGGUGAAGUGCGGGCUGGAGCAUCAUCAAUAUGUCCGUAAUGCACUCAUUAGCUUAUACUUGAGUUGUUCCGACGUGGAGGCAGGUCUGCAGGUUUUUUCUUCGUGGCCCGUUUAUGAUAUUUUCACAUAUAACUCCCUCAUAAAUGGGCUCUUAGAGAAUGAGUACUUCUCCGAAGCAUUACAAGUUUUCACUCUUAUGGUGAAGGAGGGCGUCUUCUCAUGGGAUGGGUUUACGUUUUCUACCGCAUUCAGCUUCUGUGCUUCGAUUAAGGAUUUGAGACUUGCUACUUUGCUCCACUGCCGGUUGUUGAAGGCCUAUCGUGUGGUUUCUGAUGUAUUUCUUUGCAGUGCACUUGUUGACACGUAUGGGAAAUGUGGGAAGGUUAGUUACGCAAUCAGAGUCUUUGACCAGUUACCCAAAAGUAAUGUGGUCACUUGGACCUCAGUCAUGGCCGUGCAGUAUCAGAAUGGGUGCUUUGAGAAGGCAUUGGAUCUGUUCCCAAGAAUGAUGAACAAAGAUAUUCGACCAAAUGAUUUCACUUUUGCAAUAUUGUUAAACUCCUGUGGAGGUCUAUCUGCCUUAAGGACUGGAGAUAUUCUGCACGCAAUGGUCCACAAGCUGGGAUUUGGGGACCAUACUGAUGUGGGAAAUGCUCUUAUGCACAUGUACUCCAAGAGUGGAGACAUUGAAGCCUCCAAAAGAGCUUUUCAGCACAUGAACGUACGGAAUCCUAUCACGUGGAACUCAAUGAUAUGUGGAUACUCCCAUCACGGGCUUGGAAAUGAAGCUCUGAGUACAUUUGAGGAAAUGGUGGCCUCAGGGGAGCUCCCGAACUACGUAACGUUUGUGGGAGUUCUCUCUGCUUGCGGCCAUUUAGGUUUGGUCCACGAAGGAUUGUACAUUCUCAACCACUUAAUGCCAUAUUAUGGAAUCAGACCAGGAAUUGAGCACUGCACCUGUGUCAUCGGACUAUUCUGUAAGGCUGGUUUAUUAGAAGAUGCUGAGAAAUUUAUGAGGUCGACACCCAUCAAAUGGGACAUUGUUGCUUGGCGUACUUUGCUGAGUGCUUGUCAUAACCACAAGAAGUAUGGUCUCGGGAAGCGAAUUGCUGAAGUUGUCCUUGGGAUGGACCCGAAUGAUGUGGGGACUUAUGUACUUGUGUCUAAUAUGUACGCCAAAGCAAAGAGAUGGGAUCAGGUUGCAAACAUUCGGAAGAUGAUGAGAGAUCAGAGUAUCAAAAAGGAGCCUGGGGUUAGUUGGAUCGAGAUAGAGAAUAUGACCCAUGUUUUUGUUUCGGAUGACAAUAAACAUCCUGAGUACCUUCAGAUCUUAGAGAAAGUUGGUGAGUUGUUGAGUAAGAUAAAGAAAUUGGGGUAUGUACCGGACAUUGCCAUGGCACUUCACGACGUGGAAGAUGAACAGAAGGAGGACCAUUUGAGCUAUCACAGUGAGAAGCUGGCGAUAGCUUACGGUCUCUUAAAGAUGCCUCGACGGGUGCCAUUGCGGGUUUUUAAGAACCUUAGGAUGUGCGAUGAUUGCCACUCUGCUGUCAAGCUCAUUUCGAAGGCCGAGAGGCGGGUUAUAAUUGUCAGAGAUGUGAACAGAUUCCAUCAUUUUCAGGAGGGACGGUGUUCUUGCGGAGAUUACUGGUGAGAAAAUGUUGAGUAAGAUCAAGAAAUUGGGGUAUGUACCGGACAUUGCCAUGGCACUUCACGAUGUGGAAGACGAGCAGAAGGAGGACCAUUUGAGCUAUCACAGUGAGAAGCUGGUGAUAGCUUAUGGUCUCUUAAAGAUGCCUCAGCGAGCACCAUUAUGGGUUUUUAAGAACCUUAGGAUGUGCAGUGAUUGCCACUCUGCUGUCAAGCUCAUUUCAAAGGCGGAGAGCUGGGUUAUAAUUGUCAGGGAUGUGAACAGAUUCCAUCAUUUUUCAAGAGGGACAGUGUUCUUGCGGAGAUUACUGGUGAAGAAAUGUUGAUUGAAAUUUUCCAAACAAUGCUUCAGACCUCAUGGAAGGAGAUUGCUAGUUGGGGGAGAAUAUGUGAUUCAUGAGAUAUUUUCCUGUGCCAAGCAAUAUGUGAGAUUAUGACUUCUCCAGAGGUCCUUCAUGGAGGUAACAGUUGAUACUCGACUCAGGUCAUGGGUGCACGAGUUGAGUUCUCUUUCUUCUGUUGUUUUUAGUACAGGUGCUAAAACAUUUUCUUAUUAUUUUUCCCCCUCUUUUCAUGUCGUGGCUCAUAAGUCAUAACUAAGGGCUUGUUGAUGCCAGUGUAUCUGUAGAAAACAGGAUAUCGAUAGAGAAACAAUCCCCAAGCCAACUUGAUGCGAACCUGGAAUCUAUGACAACUAACUUGAUUGGUGACUUUUCUGGAGGCAUUUGCUCGAGAAAGACGUUCUUGAAUUCCUCACUUUUCUCGCCAAUGGGCCGCUUGAUUUGAAGUUGCUCUUCCUCCUUUUGGUUAGGUGGAAGCGACAAUAACGUUGCGUUUCGAUCAUCGCUGUCCAGAAAUUGAGAAACAAUAUGACCAUUCUCUUUGCCGUUGGGUUGAAACUUGUUUGUGGGUUUCUCUUUUAUGGGCUUCAAGGCUAUUUUAUCUUCCUUCUUCGUCGAAGAACCCCACUUCAAUUUGCAAGAGGAUGAAUCAGAAGCUUCGUCAUAGCCAUCUAGCAACUGUUUAA
Molecule: messenger RNA, 3189 nt
Organism: Punica granatum (pomegranate)
Lineage: Eukaryota; Viridiplantae; Streptophyta; Magnoliopsida; Myrtales; Lythraceae
Source: RefSeq, a predicted model, not a curated record